UGCUCCAUCUCCAUCUCCUGGGCACCCGCGGCGAGGUGGGAGCAGCUGCGCCCGCCAGGGGCCGCUGCCGACCAGGGCGAACCUCCCUCCCCUCCCUCCCCCUCACCUAGGAGGCAGCUGCAGCAAGCGGAGCUGGGAGCGAGUGCAUUGCGAGGCGGGCUGGAGGGAGGGAGGCGUGAAGAAAGCGAGGGUGGCUGCUGGAGGGAGCCUCCGCCUCCGCUGCACCAGCCCGCCCGGGUCCCAGCGGAGACCAUGGGGAGCUCCGAGCGGGGAUCGCGCGCCGCUCCCGCGCCUAGCCUCCUGCAGCCGUGAGAAGCCGAGUCGGGACUCCCCCCCAACCCCAGAACCGCGGGGAGGAUGACUAUGGCUGGGGGCAGGAGGGGGCUGGUUGCCCCUCAGAACACGUUUCUGGAGAAUAUUGUCCGGAGGUCCAAUGAUACCAACUUUGUGCUGGGCAACGCUCAGAUAGUGGACUGGCCCAUCGUCUACAGCAAUGAUGGAUUUUGCAAGUUAUCAGGAUAUCACAGGGCGGAAGUCAUGCAAAAAAGCAGUACCUGCAGUUUUAUGUAUGGGGAGCUGACAGACAAAGAUACAAUUGAGAAGGUGCGGCAGACGUUUGAGAACUAUGAAAUGAACUCUUUCGAAAUUCUGAUGUACAAAAAGAACAGGACACCUGUGUGGUUCUUUGUGAAAAUUGCUCCAAUUCGAAAUGAACAGGAUAAAGUGGUUUUAUUUCUUUGCACUUUCAGUGACAUAACAGCAUUCAAACAGCCAAUUGAGGAUGAUUCAUGUAAAGGUUGGGGAAAAUUUGCUCGGCUAACCAGAGCACUGACAAGCAGCAGAGGGGUCCUGCAGCAGCUGGCUCCCAGUGUGCAGAAGGGUGAAAAUGUUCACAAGCAUUCCCGCCUGGCUGAGGUUUUGCAGCUGGGUUCAGACAUUCUUCCCCAGUACAAGCAAGAGGCACCAAAGACUCCCCCUCACAUCAUCUUACAUUAUUGUGUUUUCAAGACCACUUGGGAUUGGAUCAUCUUGAUCUUAACUUUCUACACUGCCAUUUUGGUCCCUUACAAUGUCUCUUUUAAAACAAGACAGAACAAUGUGGCUUGGCUGGUUGUGGACAGUAUUGUGGAUGUCAUUUUCCUGGUGGACAUUGUACUUAAUUUUCAUACUACCUUUGUUGGACCAGCUGGGGAGGUGAUCUCUGACCCCAAACUCAUCCGCAUGAAUUACCUGAAGACCUGGUUUGUGAUUGACCUGCUGUCCUGUUUGCCAUAUGAUGUUAUCAAUGCAUUCGAGAACGUGGAUGAGGGAAUCAGCAGCCUGUUUAGCUCAUUGAAAGUUGUUCGACUCCUACGUCUAGGACGGGUAGCCCGCAAGUUGGAUCACUACAUUGAGUAUGGAGCUGCAGUCCUCGUCCUGCUGGUGUGUGUGUUUGGAUUGGCAGCCCACUGGAUGGCCUGUAUCUGGUACAGCAUUGGAGAUUAUGAGAUCUUUGAUGAGGACACAAAAAUGAUCCGUAACAACAGCUGGCUCUACCAGUUGGCUAUGGAUGCUGGGACGCCUUACCAGUUCAAUGUGUCUGGCCUGGGGAAGUGGGAAGGUGGCCCCAGUAAGAAUUCUGUCUACAUCUCUUCCUUGUACUUCACCAUGACCAGCCUCACCAGCGUGGGGUUUGGGAACAUUGCCCCCUCCACAGACAUAGAGAAGAUCUUUGCAGUCGCUAUAAUGAUGAUUGGCUCCCUUCUGUAUGCCACCAUCUUUGGAAACGUGACCACCAUUUUCCAGCAGAUGUAUGCUAACACUAACAGGUACCAUGAGAUGCUCAAUAGUGUUCGGGACUUCCUGAAGCUCUACCAGGUGCCAAAGGGACUCAGUGAACGAGUCAUGGACUAUAUUGUAUCCACUUGGUCUAUGUCCAGGGGCAUUGACACUGAAAAGGUUCUCCAGAUAUGUCCCAAGGACAUGCGGGCUGAUAUCUGUGUGCACCUAAAUCGCAAGGUAUUCAAGGAGCAUCCAGCAUUCCGGCUUGCCAGUGAUGGCUGCCUACGGGCACUGGCCAUGGAAUUCCAGACGGUUCAUUGUGCCCCUGGUGACCUCAUCUACCAUGCUGGCGAGAGUGUCGACAGCCUAUGCUUUGUGGUUUCAGGUUCUUUGGAAGUGAUUCAGGAUGAUGAGGUGGUAGCCAUCUUGGGAAAAGGAGAUGUUUUUGGAGAUGUAUUCUGGAAGGAAGCCACGCUUGCCCAGUCUUGUGCCAAUGUCAGGGCUUUAACCUACUGUGACUUGCAUGUGAUUAAGCGGGAUGCCCUCCAGAAAGUGCUAGAAUUCUACACAGCUUUCUCUCAUUCCUUCUCAAGAAACCUUAUCCUCACAUACAAUCUAAGGAAAAGGAUUGUGUUUCGAAAGAUCAGCGAUGUGAAGCGGGAAGAAGAAGAGCGAAUGAAACGGAAGAAUGAGGCGCCCCUCAUCCUGCCCCCAGACCACCCUGUCCGAAGGCUUUUCCAGAGAUUCCGGCAGCAGAAGGAGGCCAGACUGGCGGCAGAAAGGGGAGGCCGGGAUUUGGAUGAGCUGGACGUGGAGAAGGGCAACAUUCUGUCAGAGCACUCCUCCGCUAACCACACCGUGGUAAAGGCCAGCAUCGUCACUGUCCGCGAGAGCCCGGCCACUCCUGUCUCUUUCCAGUCAGCAUCUACCUCAGGGGUGUCAGACCACGCCAAACUACAUGCCCCUGUGUCUGAUGGCUUGGGCCCCAAGGGGGGUGGGGGGGACUGUCCCCGACGCAAAGGCUGGGCUCGUUUCAAAGAUGCCUGUGGAAAGGGGGAGGACUGGAAUAAAGUCUCCAAGGCGGAGUCCAUGGAGACCCUCCCAGAGAGGACAAAGACAUCUGGGGAGGCUACUCUGAAGAAGACAGACUCUUGUGAUAGUGGGAUCACCAAAAGUGACUUGCGCCUGGACAAUGUUGGCGAGACCAGAAGUCCUCAGGACCGCAGCCCGAUCCUUGCAGAGGUCAAGCAUUCCUUCUACCCCAUCCCUGAGCAGACUCUUCAGGCCACCAUGCUGGAGGUGAAGCAUGAACUGAAGGAGGACAUUAAAGCUCUAAACAAUAAAAUGGCGAACAUUGAAAAACAGCUCUCUGAGAUACUAAGGAUAUUAACUUCCAGAAGAUCUUCUCAGUCCCCCCAGGAACUCUUUGAAAUAUCAAGGCCCCAGUCCCCAGAAUCAGAGAGAGACAUUUUUGGAGCAAGCUGAGGGGCCCAUUUAUUUAAAAAUUAAAAUAAAAACUUAAACAUUACAACCCCUCUUCUGGAAACACAUGCAUACAGCUAACAUUUUCUUCUCAAUGUAAGAUUUUCUCAUUGAUGGAAAAUCAGUGAGGGACUGGUGGAUCCGGCAUGCCCCCCACUCUCUGGACAAAGAGAAAUUUGUCACCAUUCUGCAAGAUGGCAGUUGUAUUGGAGGUGGCUUAGCACAAAUUUGGAAGAGGGGGUACACUGUUCAAAGAGUAUUUUCCUUUUCUCUUCAGUUUGGACGUUUUUUUAAACUUCCACAAUGUUUGGUAAAAAAAAAAAAAUUAGAGAGAGAGGAAAAAAACCAUCAGCCUUUUGAGGAUUGAAAGGGGUGGCUGGAAUGUGUUCACAUGGAGGUGAGCUUCAGCUCCUUUGCCAAAUCCCCAAAGACUCUGGAAGGUGCAAGAAUCUCUAGCACCUACCUUCUGGGCUGCCUUCCUGUACACUUGUGCAGACAGUAUCCAGUGUCAGAGUAUAUUUUCGUAUCCUAACAAUCAUUUGUAACAAGCAUGGGGAAAAGGAGGGAACAGGUAGAAGGACAGAACUCCUUUUAUCCUUUCAUCUAUCAUGAUCCAAGACCAAAAGACAGAUGCAGGUAUUGUGUCUCCUACGAAAGGUUAGAAUCAUGAAGCCCUGGGGAUUUACCUCAGGGUCUGAAACCCAGUGGGUUACUCGGGGAUAUUCAGUGACUUGGAUUUUUAUGUGUCUCCUCACUACUUCUGAGUCCCCAAGGCUGCUGAAUGCCUGCAUAGAGCCCUGAUCUCUUAUUCCAAAAGAGUUCAGAGCUGAGCCAAUUGCUAGAGGUAGGGAGACAGAGCCUCCUUACUCAGGAUCAUUAACAGGCCAUUUUUUCCCCUGGAAAUCUCACAUGGACACUGGGAACCUCUAUGUGAUUCCAGGUAUACAUUGGCUCCCAUCUCCAGAUGUGGUUCUACCUUUUGGACAAUUAUAUAUCUGUACAACCCAAUGGGAUUGGAAUGCCAAUGUAGCAUUCUUUGGGGUAUACUGGAGAUGAAAAAAGUAUCAGGAACCCAGGUUUGACUUUUUUAAGGAUGAUAAAUAUUUUGUGGCAUGUAUGUUAUGUUUUUUUUUAUAAUUCUCAAUAGAAUUGACCUUUGCUUUACCUUUGUCCUUAGCCAGAAAUCAUUGUGGGACACUUACAAGUCCCCCAAUUGCUAUCUCAUAAACAGAAAUCCUUAGAUUAACUUGUAAGAGUUGUUUAAAAAUGGAAUGGAGUACCACAUUAAAUAAUGAGUUCCCCGACACUGGAGGAAUUCAAGCAGAAGCUGGAUGACCGCCAGUUGAAAAUAGAAAGGGGGAUGCCUUCUCCAUGGUCCCCAAAUGGAUUCAGUUCAGAACUGGAGGCCAUUAUGAGACACACUUUGGAAAAGCCAAACUCUGUGUCUCUUUGGCUCUAAACACCAGAAACAGUAUCAAAAAGCAAAGGGUAGGGUGAGGGGAUUGUGUAUAUGUGAAAGGGUUCAAGGAUUAUGUUUUCAUUUUUAACUGGAAAAAAAGGAAUCAAUAUUUCAAAAACAAGAGUAUAGCUGGUUCAGCUCAGUCUAUGGUUCAAAAAGGGCCCCAUAGCUAAGCCGAUAAAUUAAUGUUUGGGAGCUUUCCAAUGCAACUGGAGUUACUUCCCUAAAUGUUGGUUUCCUCCAGCAAUAUUUUGGGAUGAAGCAUAAAGAAGAGAGAGAGAACUAUCAGGUUUUUGGACCCACAGAUGAUUCUGGAAUAUACAAAUCUCUGACGCAGAGUAAAGUUGGCUUGAGGUGUGCCCUACGCAAAGGCAGUAGGGACCCAAAAAGAGUCUAGAUGUUGGAAAUUCAGUGCUGAGAGCUUAGCAUUCGAAAGUCCAGGAUUAUAAAUGCAGCUGUGUCUUAAGCAUCGUUGGCCAGCUGGCCAGACCUAGCCUAUCAAUGACACUUGAGAAUCCCUGCUCCAAGUUUUAAUGAAAAGCAUCUUCUUGCAUGGACUCGGUAGUGGGGAUAUCAUUACAGAGCUGCUAUCUUUUGCUUAUGCUCGUUAACAUCCUGACACCAGUCUUCUUUAGGACCUUGAGAUAAUGGCGAGCUGACGUGCUAAAGGCACACAGUGCUUUUGAAAACUCUGUCAGGUCCCAUUCCUUUUAUCUUUACUCUGCAUCCACAGGAAGCACAAAGGGGCAAUUGGGUGGCCUUAGUGUUCCAGUUGCUCCAGGCCAGCACUGUCAGGCUCUCUCCUCAUUCUUCUAAGAAACUAGGUCUCAGAGUUCAAGGUUAUAAUCAUUCCCAGGAUGAUGUCAACACAAUGAAGAGCUUUCGUUUGAGGUUGAUGCAAUAAGUUGCUCUAACGGUGUUACUUAAGUCAUGGGCAGAAUCACAUAGGAUGAGGAGUAGCAUUUCACUUCUGUGAGAACAAAUGCCAGUUGCUUUGUAAUCUGUUUAAAAUGUCGGAGAAAGUUGUACCCUCCUACUUCCCAUCCUCCUACCAACUUGACAAGAUUUUUUUGCCUGUCUGGUGCUUAAUCAGUCUAUCAAUAAGCAUUUAUUAAGCACCUCUUAAGUGCCAGAAAUUAUGCUCAGCACUAGGGAUAAAAAUAGAAAAAAAUGAAACAAUUCCUGUCCUCAAAGAACCUCCAUUCUAAUCCAUCUUUCAUUCAAUGUACUGUGCUCCAGAGGAAAGUGAACAGAGCACACCUAUGUCUACAUCUCCCAGGUCACUGAAAUCUCUACAUGCUUUGGCCUUUUUUUUCCUAUUAGAAAUCAUAAGGGAAAAUGCUGUAAACUAUGUCUCUAAAACCUCAAGUCCCAUCUUUUCUUAGGCAGGGCAUGUUGCAUGAGGAAGGAAAAUCCUAUGUCUACUUCCAGGAAGUAUCUGACCCUAGAGACUAUACAUGCUAACUGCCAGCUUCAUAUUUCUUUCUUCUUUCUAACAGACCCCAAGGACCAGGCCAGAAGUAGUGUUGAGCCACAGGUCUAGCAAUGUGCCAGCCAAUAGAGCUAUCCUUCCCCUUCUUCUUAGUUCCAUUCCCUGAGAGGCAGCAUGAUACAAUAGAAAGUAUACCAGCUUUGGAGUCAGAAGACUUGAUUUUGAAUCCUGCCUUUCUUACUGGGUGACCUUGGGCAAAUUAAUCCAUCGCUCCAGAUCUCAGUUUCCUCAUCCAUAAAAUGAGGUGAUAACUAGAUGGUAUCUAUUUUUGACUUGGAGUCCAUGGUUUAUCCUUGUUCAAAGAUAUGUGGAUAUAUUUCAGGAGGUCUGUAAACCUGAAUAGGAAAAAAAAAGAUCUUUAUUCUCUAACUGAAAUUUAGAAUUUCAUUUAAUUAUUUAAAAUAGUAUUCUGAGAAUACUUCACCCAUAGACUGCUAAAGGGGUCCAGGACAGAAAAAAAAGGAUUAAGCACUUCUGUUCCAAUAUCUCUUUAAGCUCUAAAUUUAUGAUCAUGUGAUCUUAUUUCAUGGCAUGGACAAAUCUGUCUAUUAACACACAACUCAGAGUCAACACAGAAUUGAUCUUUAUUGGCACAAGUACCAGUUCUUGACCUUGUGGGAUGAUCCUCUUUUGGGAAUUAUCCUUUUGGAAUAACCAUAUUCUUAUAGGUCUAGUAUGUUCAUAACCUAGAAACCCCCAGAGAACUGUGAAAGAAUUUACAGAUGUGCUCUCUUUCACCCAUAAUCUCCCUUCCUAAAUGUGGCUCCCAAAUCUCUCCAAUAGUAAAGGCUCACAAGGCCUGGAGUUCAUAAAAAGUCAAUGACCUGACUUAUCAGCUACACCCAUGCUGGCCAAGGUGAAUGUGUGACCCACUGGAAAUCAGCUGUUGAGAGAUUAGAAAAACAACAGACAGACAACUAAAAGAUUUCCCCCAGGCAUCCAAGAUCUAGAAGUGGCCAAAACUUCGGAGAUCAUCCAGUUGUCAAAUCCUCACUUUUUGUAUCAAAUCCAGGAUGUCUUCCACACUUCCACAGCACCAUGCCCCACACGAUUGGAGAAACUUCUGGUUUGUUGAGUUUAGUCUUGGGGAAGACAAGGAAAAAAAUGAUUGAGAGAAGCUAGAGGAGCCAGCUCCUCCAUCUAGUUCUCAAUAUCUCAGAAUCUGGAUAUUGAAAUUGUACUUUAUGAGUAGGAGUCAAGUAAUAUCCUGAAGACUUCUAAGCAGGAUAUCGUCCAUCUUGGAUUAACAUGGCUUAUGGUCUGUGUUGUUUUGUGAGUGAUCCCUUACUUUUGAAUCUAAGUAUGUGCUUUUAUCUUUCAUUUGCCUCCAGUGGUGAUUUAAAAAGAAUUUCAUCAACUUUGUUCCCUUAAAAAAGUUGAAAAAUGUAUUUCCCCCUUUCUUUUUUAAACAGUUUUUGUUUGGGGUAUUUUUUUCUUCAUACGUCUGCUUAGUUUCAGUCUUCCUUCUGCUCCAAUUAGUCUUCUGCCAAUUCACUCUGGGUGAACAAGCUUUGUCCAAGUGCGUUAAAUAACAAUGACCUGACUUAUCAGCUACAUACAUGCCGGCCAAGGUGAAUGUGUGAUCCACUGGAAAUCAACUAUUGAGAGAUUAGAAAAACAAAACAAAAACAGACUAAAAGAUUUUCCUCCAGGCAUCCAAGAGUUGACAUACUAUUUGUUGAAAGGCUUUUUGCUACAAUGAAACACAGACCUACAGUGAGGCCUUCCUGGCAGAUGUAAAGGCCCCAAUAGUCCUAGGGGAUGCAAGUGGGGAAAUCUUUUAGGAAUCUUCACUCCUUUAGUCCUUUGCUGUAUAUAUCAAACAUAUUUUAACUUCUUUAAGCGUUGGAUUUAGGUCCUUUUCCAUGGAGCAAAAUGUUUGGCAAGAUGUCAGUAGCAGAAUUUGAACUCACAUCAUUUGAUUCCACAAUCAAUGAUCUUUUCCCUAUUCUCUGGGACAUCCAGAAAUGACAUCUCUAUUUCCUAUGGAGAGAUAUCCACAUGAAAGAGUGUAUUGGGAAGUUUCCAAAAUCCCAUUCUGGAAUAAAAUUUUAAGUGCCCUAGAGAAUCUUCUAAAAGUCUCUUUGAUUUUUGGGGUUUGGUGCCCAUUAAACUGAAAUUAGAGGUAGGCAACAAUAUUUAAACAUCUGUGAUCAAUACAAGACUAUAAAGCUUCCCAACAUAUAAGCAUAUCAAACUGUUGGAAAGAUUUUCUCUUAUUUUCAUCUCUUCUAUGACCCCCUCUUCUUCUUUCUACUAUUUUUCUGUUUCUCUCUUUCCCUGGCAUAUCUAUCUGAUGGGCAAACAUGAAGCUUUUUUUCUUGUUAUUAUUAUAUUAUCCCAAAUAUGAUUUGGGGGCAGAGGCUGAAGUGAGGCAUUUUUAAGAGGAAAAUGAAUUUUUCAUCUUUGGGUCAAAGAGAAAGGAGCUAUCCAAAUUAUUGAAUUUUUUUGUCUCAGUCAUGAGAGAAAAAAAAUACAUAGUCAAGUCCAUGUUCCAGUUCUCCCCUUUAAUGCUAGGAGCCCAGACAGAAAGCAAUGGUAAAUUAUAUUUAGCUUUUGGCAAUUAAGAUAUUUAGCUUUAAGACCUUUGAAUUAAAUUUUAACUUUGAUGGAACUACCAAUUUCCUUUUCUCUAUUACUUGGUACUACCCAAAGAGGAGAUCGCAUUGUUGAUUUCUGGGAGAACAAAGUAUGUCCUCUCUAAUAAGGAAUUAGUUCUAUCAUUCCACUUAUUACCUUCUAGUUCACUUCAAUAAAGAUGACCAUUAUUGACCUUUCCCUCUCCUUCUCUCUUCCUCCCUCUCUCCCUCUUCCUCUCUUUCUCUCCCCCUCCUACCUUCC
Messenger RNA from Sarcophilus harrisii (Tasmanian devil), 9035 nucleotides. RefSeq names its product potassium voltage-gated channel subfamily H member 1 (gene KCNH1). Gene Ontology annotation, cellular component: membrane. NCBI's taxonomy places the organism in Eukaryota, Metazoa, Chordata, Mammalia, Dasyuromorphia, Dasyuridae. Bases 358 to 3246 code for a protein of 962 amino acids. The record is from RefSeq and is a predicted model, not a curated record. Gene Ontology annotation, biological process: regulation of membrane potential; potassium ion transmembrane transport. Gene Ontology annotation, molecular function: delayed rectifier potassium channel activity. The transcript has 11 exons.